This is a messenger RNA of Engraulis encrasicolus (European anchovy), 1679 nucleotides long. RefSeq names its product dual specificity phosphatase 3a (gene dusp3a). Gene Ontology annotation, cellular component: cytoplasm. The record is from RefSeq and is a predicted model, not a curated record. Gene Ontology annotation, biological process: negative regulation of MAPK cascade; protein dephosphorylation. Lineage: Eukaryota; Metazoa; Chordata; Actinopteri; Clupeiformes; Engraulidae. The transcript has 3 exons. Gene Ontology annotation, molecular function: MAP kinase phosphatase activity; protein tyrosine/serine/threonine phosphatase activity. Bases 318 to 923 code for a protein of 201 amino acids.
GGUUAUUGUCAGAUUUAGACGUCGUGACAGAGCGGCGCCUUUAACACUCCUCUCCGUCUUGUUUAUCGUUCCUCGGUUGCCACCCUGGCGCGCGUGUCGUUGUCCUCCGCCAAUUCCGAUCUGUAGGCUAGAACGUAUGACCGCCGGUGGGCGAGUCGGGGUGUGUCUGCAAGCAAGGAAGGGAGCGUGCGUUUUUCGGCCAGCGAUGCAAAGGCGGCUCCCCGGUGAAUGAUAAAAUGCAGCAUAAUCGGACACUGAUACUUUUUCUACAGUAAGCUGACACUUGUGUUUCGGUUUGGCGAGACUGCGUUGGAAACAUGAAGAAACACCAGAGCCCUGCCAAGCUACCGGUGGAAGUCAGUGUGCCAGACAGCGAGGCUACUGUGCCACAACUCAACGAGCUAUUGUCAAACGGGAGUGGAUUUUACAGCUUACCAGCACAACAUUUCAACGAGGUGUUCCCCCGGAUUUACAUUGGCAACGCGUUUGUAGCUCAGAAUUUCAUGCGCCUACAGAAGCUGGGCGUGACGCACGUGCUCAACAUGGCCGAAGGCAACUCCUUCAUGCACGUCAACACCAACGCCGAGUUCUACACCGGCACCGGCAUCACCUACCACGGGAUCAGGGCCAACGAUACAGAGCAAUUCGACCUCAGUGCCUUCUUCGAGGAGGGAUCGGAGUUCAUCGACAAGGCCCUGUCUGGUAAAGGUAAAGUCUACGUGCACUGCCGGGAGGGCUAUAGUCGCUCCCCGUCCAUGGUGGUGGCGUACCUCAUGCUGCGCCACAAGAUGGACGUGAGAGUCGCCGUGGCGACGGUGAGGCACAAGCGCGAGAUCGGCCCCAACGACGGCUUCCUGCGCCAGCUGUGCCUGCUCAACGAGAAGCUGGCCAAGGAGGGCAAGCUCAACACCAAGACCAAAUGAGGGACGGGACGAGAGAGAGGAGGAUGCUGCUCUCUUUCUUUCUGUCUGUUUUUCCUUCUCUUUCUCUCUCUCAGACUAGACGGAGAGAGCAGUCUUUAAGACCAAAUGACAGGAGGAUGCUGCGCUCUCUUUCUCCCUCUCCCUCUCUCUCUCUCGUGUUCUUUCAUUCUGUCUAUCUCUUCUUUUACUCUCUCUAUCUCUCUUUCUCCGCCUCUCUCCCUCACUCACUCUCUCUCUCUCAGACUAGACUGUGGGAGCAGUCUCCAAGACCAAAUUACAGGAGGAUGCUGCUCUCUCUAUGUCUCUUUCUUCCUCUGUCUUUUUCGUUUAUUUAAUUCUCUCUCUCUCUCUCUCUCUCUCUCUCUCUCUCUCUCUCUCUCUCUCUCUCUCUCUCUCUCUCUCUCUCUCUCUCUCUCUCUCUGUACACGGAGGAGCACAGCUUUCAAGACUAAAUGAGAGGAGGAUGUUGCUCUCUCUCUUUCACUCUUUCUCUAUCUCUCUUAUUCUCUCUCUCCUCUUACUCCCUAUUCCCACCUUUCUCUCUGCCCCCCCUGUCCUGCCUGAGCUGAACUACCACUGGACUUGUUGUGUGGCAGUACUAUCCUGUAACCUGCACCAGGCCAGCUGCACACACAGAACACACACACACACACACACACACACACACACACACACACACACACACACACACACACACACACACACACACACACACACACACACACACAUUUUCUGACAUUGUGACACACACACACA